Messenger RNA from Quercus robur (English oak), 6152 nucleotides. RefSeq lists its product as uncharacterized. The coding region runs from base 91 to 6006 and encodes 1971 amino acids. The record is from RefSeq and is a predicted model, not a curated record. The transcript has 7 exons. NCBI's taxonomy places the organism in Eukaryota, Viridiplantae, Streptophyta, Magnoliopsida, Fagales, Fagaceae. Gene Ontology annotation, molecular function: ADP binding.
AGGUUUCUCAUAUUGCAUCACGGUCCACCAUCCACGUGACGUGAAGACAGUAGUAGAAAACCCGAAGAGAGACAACCGCCAGUUGUGAGAAUGAAUUAUCUAGACAAAAUCGGUGAGAAAAUUUUCGAUUGCGUAUUUGAAGUACUUCAACGUCAGUUGGGUUAUCUGAUUAACUACAGAAGUUACGUUGAUAAGCUCAAUACCCAAGUUAAGGAUCUGGGAAUGGCCAGAGAUGGAGUGCAACGUGAUGUUGACGACGCUUUAAAUAAUGUAAUGACACUUGGACCUGAUGUUGUGACAUGGCUGACCGAUUCUGAAGGGGUUAUUAAAAAGGCAUACAAAACCAUUGAAGAUAAUGGACAAGCAAAUAUGACGUGCUGCAAUGGGUGGUGUCCUAAUUUGAAAUCCCGUUAUCAAGUGGGCAGGAGAUCAUACAAGAUGGGAUUGGAAGUCGAGGAAAACAAGGAUAAGGGCAAGUUCGAUAGCGUUGGCUAUCGUGAGCCUCCACAAUUGUUAGGGACUGUGAAAUUAAAUAAAGGGUAUGAGGACUUUGAAUCAAGAAUGCCUACAAUAACUGGAGUUCUAGAGGCAUUAAAAGAUCCUAAUAUCAAUAGGAUUGGGGUUCACGGUAUGGGAGGUGCUGGGAAAACCAUGCUAGUCAAAGAAGUUGUAAAUCAAGCUCAGAAAGACAAUUUGUUCAACAAUUACGUUUUUGUAGUUGUAUCCAAAGAACCAGACCUGAUGGAUAUUCAAACUAAAAUAGCGAAGCAAUUAGGUCUAGAACUUGAUAAGGAGGAUGAGUUUGGAAGACCAGAUCUACUUCGCAAGCGAUUGCAACAAGGGAAAAUCCUUUUAGUUAUGGAUGACAUUUGGACGCCCCUAAAGUUGGAAGAUGUUGGAUAUACUUUUGAAGAUAAUCAGAACGGGUGCAAAUUAUUGUUAACGUCCAGAUUUUAUAAAGUACUAGUACGUAAUGAUACGGAUACCCAAAAGCAGUUCCCAGUUAAAAUUUUAUCAAAAAAAGAAGCGAGAAACUUGUUUGAGAAGAUAAUUGGCGAUUCAGCUAGAAUCCCUGAAAUUCAACAUACUAUGCUUCAAAUUGUUGAAGAAUGUUCUGGAUUACCAGUUGCCAUUACUACAGUCGCAAAUGCUUUGAAAAAUGAGGAAGAUAUAUCUGUUUGGAAGGAUGCACUUGACCGAUUCAAAAUUUCUAACCCAAAAAAGAUCGAUGGUAUGGAUGAAAAGGUGUACAGGAGUAUAAAGUGGAGUUACGAGUUUUUGAAAAGUAAUGAAGCAAAAUCAUUAUGGUUGCUUUGUAGUCUACAUGGAGAGGAUUACGACAUAAAAGUAGAAGACUUGAUAAGAUUCUGUGUGGGUUGGAACUUGUUUGGUAACCUUGGUAAAAUAGAACAAGUUAGAUGUAGGGUGCGCACAUUCGUUAAGGAACUCAAAGAUUGUAGCUUGUUGUUGGAUGGAGAUGCCAAUGGUACAGUGAAAAUGCAUGACAUAAUUCGUGAUGUUGCCAUUGAUAUUGCAGCUGAAGAAAGGCAUAUGUUUACUAUAAGAAGUUCUUUUGAGUUGCAAGAACUAUCAAAAUCGAAAAAUUCAACUGUAGUUUCGUUGCCUUACAUUAAUGAUGAUUUAGACCAUCCUAUUCAGUUUGAAUGUUCAAAGCUUGAGCUACUUUUGUUGUUCAGGCAAAAAUUUGGUUUCCGUCUUCCAGAUUCAUUUUUUGAAGGGUUAAAGGAUCUCAAAGUGUUGAAGUUAUCUAGAAGCUGGUCUGGAGUACUUCCUUCAUCACUUUCGUCCCUUGAAAACCUCCAAACAUUGUGUCUAGACGGUGAGGUACGGAAUGCAAUCAUAAUUGGAGAACUGAAGAAUUUGAAAGCUCUUAGCCUUUCAUUGUCCAAUACUGAACGGUUACCAAAAGAGAUAGGGCAGCUGACUCACCUUCAGUUACUAGAUUUGAGAGAAUGUUCCAAACUUAAAUUUCUUCCACCCAAUGUGUUAUCUAAUCUGAAGAGGUUAGAAGAAUUAUAUUUGCCAGAUGAUGUUGAAUGGGAGGUGGAAAUACAAAGCACAGAAAAAAUUAAUGCAAUGGUCUCAGAGUUGGACCAUUUGUCUCACUUGACCAAGUUACAUAUAUGUAUUAAGAAUGCAAAGAUUCUUCCAAAAGCCAUGAUUUUUGAAAGGUUGGAAAUCUAUAGAAUAGCCAUAGGCAGUGCUUGGUCCUGGGGUGAAACUUCGGAAACUUCAAGAAUUUUAAAGCUCAAAAUAAGCUUUCAAUCAGACUGUGGGUAUAAAGUAUUAUUGAGGAAAAGUGAAACUCUCAUUUUGGGUGAAAUGAAGGAUGUCAAAAAUAUUCUUUACGAAUUAGAUUUGGAAGGUUUUCGAGGUUUGAAGCAUUUCAGAGUCCAAGACAAUGACGAGAUUCAGUAUAUUAUCAAGUCUAUGGGGGUUCUUGAUUCUAUCUUUCCUAGUUUGGAGUCAAUUAACCUAUGGAAUGUGAACAAUUUGGAACGGAUAUGCUACACGCGACUUCCCAAGCAGUCCUUUUGUAACUUGAGAGUGGUAAAAGUGAGCCAGUGUUGUAAGUUGGAAUUUCUCUUCUCCUCAUCUAUGGUUGGAUGCUUUACACAGCUCAAGGAAAUGAAUAUAGGAGAUUGCAAGAUAAUGAGUGCAAUAGUUGCAAUAGAAAGAGAAGAAGAAAUUGAGGUCAAUAGUGACGACAGCAUUAUGUUUGCAAAUCUACAUUCUCUGAAAUUAAGGAAUUUAUUCAAGUUAAAGGGCUUCUUUUCUGUUGUUGAUUCUCUUGUACUUUUCAACGGGAAGGUCGUCUUUCCUAACUUGGAGAAAAUGAAUAUAUAUGGCAUGGAUAGCAUGAAGAUGAUUUGGCCCAACCAACGCAUUUCAGAUUUUUUUGGCAAACUAGAAACAAUGACUGUUUCAUGUUGUACAAAUCUUACAAAUAUUGUUCCGCCCAAUAUGUUGAGAAUGCUCCAAAAUCUAAAGGAAUUGAAGAUAUCUCGUUGUGGCUCCAUAGAAGAGGUGUUUGAAAUCCAAGGGACAAAUAAUGUUGAUGAAACAUGUGAUAUAGCAGUCACUGAACUUAGAUCUUUAGAAUUAAGGAAUCUGGAAAAAAUGAAGCACGUUUGGAGUAUGGAUCCUCAAGGAAUAAUUAUCUUUGGGAAAUUACGUACUGUCAGAAUAUUUGGUUGUUCUAGUCUCAAAAGUGUUUUUCCAAUAUCUGUGGCGAAGGCUCUUAUGCAGCUUCAGGAGCUAUCGAUAGAGGAUUGUGCUGUGGAAGAAAUUGUAGCAAAAGAAGAAGUAAUAGAAACGACCACUGUUCUCUUUGUAUUACCACAAUUAUCCACUCUAACACUUCAAAAUUUGCUCGAACUCAAGAGUUUUUAUCCAGGAAAGCAUGUUAUAGAGUUGCCGUCAUUAAAACACUUGAACAUUCGUCAAUGUGACAAACUGAAGAUUUUUGGUUCCAGUGAGCUAAGCGUCCCCGAAACAGAGGUUCGAUUUCCUAACCUGAGGAGAAUGAGCAUCCACGGAAAGGAUCACUUGAAGAUGAUUUGGCCUAAAGAACUUGUUGCAAAUUCUUUUAGCAAAUUAAAAACAUUGAUUGUUGAACGGUGUGAGGACUCCAUUAUCUUUCCCCCGCAUAUGCUCAGAGGACUCCAAAAUCUAGAAGAGUUGCAGAUAUUUAAUUGUGAUUCCACGAAAGGAGUAUAUGUAUCCCAAGGGGUAAAUGUUGAAGAAAUUUCUUUUCAAUUGAGAUAUUUGUGUUUAUACAAUCUUCGAGGACUGCUGCACGUAUGGAGAUUAGAUCCGGAAGAAAUAUUUACAUUCAAAAAUCUACAUGAAGUUAGAGUUUCUAAUUGUGAAAGUUUGAUAAGUCUUUUCCCAGUCUCCGUGGCCAAACACCUUUCACAACUCGGCUUGCUAGAAAUAUGCGAUUGUGGGUUGGAGGAAGUUGUUGGGAUGGAAAAAGAAUUAAAGACAAUGGCAACGUUUAUAUUCCCACAAUUGAGAUCUCUAAUACUUAAACGACUACCACAGCUCAAGAGCUUCUAUGGAGGGGAAUACAAAUCUCAGUGGCCGUUGCUGAAAGAUUUGAAUAUAAGUAAUUGUGACAGGUUGAAGAGUAUUGGCUCGGAUGCGCCGUGGAAUCAAAAUAAAAAACACCUCUUUCCCGUCUUUUUCCUUGAAAAGGAUACAUUUCCUACUUUGGAACAAUUGAAAUUGGAUUGGAAGGAGACCAUGAAUCAGACAAAAUGUCGAUUUCCAGCACAGUUCUUUUCCAAACUAAAAGUUAUCAAGUUAAGUGGUGCUCCUUUUGAAGAACUAUGUGGACUUACCAGUGAAGAAGAACAUGCGGGGACACUAGAAGAACAACAUGCAGGAACACUCGAACGUUUGACAGUGUUAAAACUGUCUAACAUGCCCAACCUUAAGCACUUGGGGAAGGAAAACUCCCAACUACGCAUGGCUCUUCAGAAACUAGAAUGUGACCGAUUAGUGAACUUGGUGCCGUCCUCAAUGUCUUUCCCAAAUUUACAAAAAUUGGUAGUAUCAAGAUGUCAUGGUUUGCAUUGUUUAGUGACUUCGUGGACAGCCAAAAGUCUUGUGCGACUCACCAAAAUGGUUAUAUAUGAAUGCAAAAUAAUGAAAGAAAUAGUUGCAAAAGAAGGCGGUGAAGCAGGAGGUGAUAUCAUUUUCAAGGACUUGAAAUCUUUGGUACUUCUCUCUUUACAGAGUCUCGAAAGCUUCCAUUCGGGGAAUUGCACCAUUAAAUUCCCAUCUUUGAAAGAAUUAAUUACUAUUGAAUGCCCAGAAUUUUCGACUUCUAGCAUACCAAAUUGGAAAGAGCUUAAGCAAGCAGAAAAAGAUGAACCCGCGUUGGGCAACCAUAUUGCCCAAACAAAAGAAUUAUGGGACGGCGAUCUUAUUAGCACCAUCAAUCGGUUUUGGGAAGAUAACUUUGAUAUGCACAAGCAGCAAAAAUUCGCUGAAAAGGUCCCUUUCAUACCUUCUGUAUCGGAGGAAAAAGUGUACAUCCCCGAAGCCAUGGAAGAUAAUGAUUUUGAUGACGUGGAGGAUUUAGUAAGCCAAGACAACACUUCAUUUCCCGAGGAUUUCUCAGAUCGGAUACCAUCCUCAGUUAAUGAGAUGUCUGCUGCACAUGGAACCUCACUGGAAAAAACAAUUCCCCUGGCUUCUCUUCCUCUGGCAGGUAAUUUGGUAGCAGAAAAGACUAGCAUGGAGGACAAUAUUAGUUCCUGUCAGCUUGAUACUUCUGAAUUGCCCAAAAUUAUUGUUGAAGAAGAUACUCAUGAGGAUGGGCCAGAUAUGAAAGAAAAUGUAAAUGUGUGCCCGGCUGCUGAUCAACCUGUCAUUACAAGCAACAUUCAGCAGGGUGCAUCUACGUCUCUUCUUGGGCUUGGUGCUCCAACAGUUAUUCAAGAGAGACUUGACGCCUUUUUGGCUAGAUUUGAUGAAGAUGGGACUAAUGAACAUACAGCUUCCCAUUUCUGGAUCUUCUCUGGGGCGAAUGCUGAUUGGCUUCGAUUUUCUGUUCCUUCUGAUAGCAUACCAUUGCUUGAACGACUUUUAGCAAAGUACGAAGACUUCAUAACGAGAUUCAAGCUUGGGGCUGGCAUUGGAAAUUUUCUAUUGAGACUUUUGGCUGCCAUUGUGAUGGAAAUGCAUAAUACUCAUCUAGACUCGCUGAGUGAGAGGAAAUUGUUUGAGUGGAAGAACGCGGUGAAAGAGUUGACACAUGCUGGUCUUCCUGUUGAGUUUCUUUUGACAUAUCUGCGAUACAUUGGAAAGAUUUGGUUUACCCGUGAGUUGAAGGCUCAAUUAGCAUCUUUUGACGAAAGAAUUGCUAAAGUAGGGGCAAAACUUUCAGCAUUGAAGUCUGAAACGGAGCAAUUGUGGGCCACUGUUCCUGAAACCAUAAUGCAUAAUGAGCUUGUGACUCAUGAACUGUUCUGAGCUUUUCUUGCUGUCUUUGCCUUGCUGGGAUUAGGAUCGUGGAUAUCCUGGCCUUGCUGUUUAGUCAUUUACUGCGUUGCUAGUCUAUUUUUGUAAAAUGUUUACUUUGUGCAUUUCGAUUUCAUUGAAGGAAAGUUGGUUCUUAA